This is a messenger RNA of Plectropomus leopardus (leopard coralgrouper), 4307 nucleotides long. It is a transcript of the gene slc43a1a, whose product is annotated as solute carrier family 43 member 1a. Gene Ontology annotation, biological process: neutral amino acid transport; transmembrane transport. Gene Ontology annotation, molecular function: L-amino acid transmembrane transporter activity; neutral L-amino acid transmembrane transporter activity. The record is from RefSeq and is a predicted model, not a curated record. NCBI's taxonomy places the organism in Eukaryota, Metazoa, Chordata, Actinopteri, Perciformes, Serranidae.
GUCUCUUAAGGACUACCACUAAAACUUCCACAAGGAAGAAAGGCAGCAGGGAGAGGAAAAGCUUCAAUCAGGGGUUCACAGCCUGUUAAUCAACAACAACAACCAGCUGCCAGGGCUCAUUUUUUAUCCUUACUUUUUUAAAAUUUCACUCAAAGUGAGCAAAAAAUCCAUUUUUUUUUUCUUCUCUGAGAAGACGCAAAACUGAAACCAGCAGCGAUGGCGCCCUCUCUACCCCAGGCCUACAGAAGGCGCUGGUGGAUGGCGGUGACGGCGGUGAUUGAAAACCUGCUGUGUUCGGCUGUGCUGCUCGGCUGGGGCUCCCUGCUCAUCAUGCUGAAAAGGGAAGGCUUCUAUUCCCACCUGUGCUCAGCGAAUGAGUCAGUGGUUGUGUCCUUAGGCAACUCCUCCAGCGGUGAGGUUGAGGAGUGGCUAAGCUGCGUUGACCAAGAGGAAAUGCUGAAUCUGGGCUUUACCAUCGGCUCCUUCUUGCUCAGCGCCACCACCCUGCCACUCGGUAUCCUGAUGGACAGGUUUGGGCCGCGCCCAAUUCGCCUGGUGGGCAGUUCAUGUUUCGGUCUGUCCUGUGCUAUGAUGGCCAUAUCUGCCUAUGACCCUGAUGUUCUGUCAGCGCUCAUUUUCUUGGCUCUCUCUCUGAACGGCUUUGGAGGCAUCUGCCUGACCUUCACCUCACUCACGCUCCCCAACAUGUUUGGUGCUCUGAGCUCGACCGUCAUGUCUCUGAUGAUUGGCUCCUACGCCUCCUCUGCUGUCACCUUCCCUGGAGUCAAGCUGAUCUACGAUGCAGGUGUGUCCUUCCAGGCGAUCAUGUGGAUGUGGGCAGGUCUGGCCGGGUUUGUCUUUUUCAACUGUUUCCUCAACUGGCCCACAGAGGGCUUCCCAACACCUGACGAGGUCGACUACAGUAAGAUCCUCACACUGCAACACCUGCCGUCAUCUGAGCAGAAGGUUGUUGGAGAGAGACUGAGCCAGAAAAAUGGAGACAUCCGACACUCCACAGAGAAACUCCCUAAUGGACCUGACGCUGCACCCAGCUCUACUCCCUUCCGCCGCUCUGUUUUCUCUCCCAUCUUCCUGUGGAGUCUGGUUACCAUGGGGAUGUCCCAGCUGAGAAUCAUCUUCUUCAUGGGGGCGAUGAACAAGAUGCUGGAGUUUAUGGUCACCCACGGAGAAGAGCACCCAUCUGAUGAGCUGAUAAUUGAGGCAGAAGAGAAAGUGAGUUUCUACUCGUCCAUCUUCGGCACGCUGCAGCUGCUCUGCCUGGCCACAUGUCCUCUGAUUGGAUACAUCAUGGACUGGAAGAUGAAGGAAUGUGAAGAGGAGAAGACCGUCCCCUCAACCACAGAGACAAAAAAGACCAGUGUUCCCAAGAGAGACCGCAAAGUCCAGAAAGUGACCAACGCCAUGAGGGCCUUCAUUCUCACCAACCUGCUGCUGCUCGCUUUCGGCUGCUGCUGCCUCAUAGACAGUCUGCCUCUACAGAUUUUGACCUUCAUCCUCCACACGAUGGUUCGAGGCUUCAUCCACUCCUGCUGCGGAGGCCUUUAUGCUGCUGUAUACCCAUCCAACCACUUUGGCACCCUGACAGGCCUCCAGUCCAUGAUCAGCGCCGUGAUCGCUCUGCUGCAACAGCCGCUCUUCAUCGCCAUGGUCGGACCGCUGAAAGGAGACCCCUACUGGAUCAACCUCGGCCUGCUCAUCUUCUCAUUGGCUGGCUUCCUGUUGCCGGGUUACCUGUUCUACCACCGCAGACAGCUGCUGAGGGAGAACGAGGCCAGAGACAAGCGGGCGGCCGGACAGGAGAUGCAGGCGCUGAACGACACAGAGGCCAACGGCUACAAACCUCACAGCAACGGCCUCGCCGCUGUGGAGGCUUAAGAGUGACAUUACAGAGUCGAGGAUUGGUAAAUUGUAGGAUUUAUUUUUUUACUUGCCUUUAAAAUGAGCACCAGCAAUCUACACAUCCGUAUAUAUCUGUUUUUGAUGUUUCCAGCGUUCUCGCUUUUGCUGGUGCACAUUUUGCUCACCACAAACCCCCAAACCACACAUAGGACCCCUCAUGUUUUGUUACGACUCAGAGUUAGACUGUAAGUUUCUCAUGAUUUUGGAGAAGAUGUGUCAUCAUCAUUUGUUGCUGUUUAUUUAUUUUGGUUUAGUGUCAAAGAGCCAAAUUAGUGUGAUUUUUAAAGCCAUAGAUUUCAUUCACAAGCACACGCAAAGACACACGCGCACAUCCUGCCUGCGUGUCAGACUGCGGAUAUCACGGUACUUGAAAUACUGCUAUAUAGUUUUCAAAGACUUCUGAUAAUCAUCACAAUCCUGGCUAACACCAAAGAACAGCUUAAAGAUAUUAGGAAAGUUGCACUUUCUACUUCAGUGUUGUUUCAAAAGUUUCAGUAUAUUAUGCUGUUCCUACUGUAAUCCUUCUGCCAAAAGCUAUAAAUAGAAAUUUAUAACAGAAAGCAUACAAUCAAAGAUUAUUUAAAGCUUCUGAAUACCAGACUUCUGGUACAUAUAAAAAAGCUUGUAGGGUAUUUUCAGAGCCCUGUUAUACACACAAACACCCACAUCCACGCACAGAUAGGCUGGUUGUAGAGACACCAUAUCUACCUCCUCUGUUUCCUUUUUUGUACUGUCUCUCUGCAACCGACUCCUAUGUCUGUUUGUUUUCAGAUUAGGAGCUUUUAAUCCUUUAAUUGCCAAAUACCCAAAAUGACAAAUUUGAUCAGUGCAGAAUUUCUCCUUGUGCAGUCAUGAUCUUUUCUGAGUCAGCUUGUGCAUUUCUGGAUUUUUACAUAUGUAGGAAAAACUUUUAUAAUGGAAAAUUCACAAGGAAAGACAUGACUGACUUUUAAAAUUCUGACACACAGUGUGUGUCGAAAUUAUGAAUCACUUUGUACUGCUUUAUGCACAGAAAUGACCUAGUGUGUGUAUAAAAUAUGUAUUUAAGUGUCUUUUUAUACUCUAGCUGCAGUAGCAUUAAAAAGGGAAGCAUUUGUUUCUGUUAUUUUGUAGUUUGCUAAUUAUAAAUGAAGCUCAGAUGAUUUACUUUGUAUUCUGCUUUUGCCCUUUUUUUCUUUUUUUGUCAUGUAUUGAUUUUGGAGCAAACAAUCCUCCAUCCUAAUUGUUUUUGUAAAUAGAGAUGAGGUGUGUCUUGUAUUUUAUUACAUAUUCUGCUCGCUUUACUAUAUAUGGGUGUGUACAGUAUGUUAACUGACUGACUGUGUUUUUUUUAAGUGUUUGUUUUUCUGCUUUGAUGCUUAAAGUCAAAUUCAAAAAGACACCAUUUCAGCCAGCUGCAGAUCAAAACAGAAAAAUGUACAUUCUUCUGAAGUGACAACAAAAUACGUUUAUCCCGUACAUUUAUGUUCUGCACACAGCAACAGUAUCAUGUAGAUUUAAAGAAUCAGUUGUAGAAUUUUAAUUUUUUCAUCACUUGAUCCAUUUCAGUAUCAAGACAGCUUUGGUAGAGUUUUCCUUUCUUGUCUAAUGCAUUUCUUUCCUGCUUUCUAGUUUCCCUUCGUACAUGAAAUGUAUUCUUUGCUUCCUCGACAUGAAGGAGAUUCUUUUAUUUUGUUUCAACUCUGUGCCUUUGCUGCCAUCUCGGCUUUAUUGAAAUAGAUAUACAUGUAAGAUUAAUGCCUCUGCCAAGCGUCCUUCUCUGCAAACCAAAGCCAUGUGUAGCGACUGUGAGCUCGUCGGUAGGACAGCACUUUCCUCAGGAGCAAAACAACAGGAACGCCUUACAACACAAUAGUCCUGCAAUUGAUACCAAUUUACUGUAUUGUUGGUUGUCACUGGUGUUGAUUCAGCUUAUUUUUGAGGCUGUACUUUAUGUGGUUUAGUAAAAAAAAAAAAUAGUGCCAAGUGCAGCAUUGGUGAGAUUUUCAAAUGUGGCAUAUGGUAAUAUUUACUAAAAAAAAAAGCACCAGCAAUUCCUGCAACAACUACCUGACCUCUUUCUUCUGCUGCAAAUUGACUUGUAAGGCCCUUAGAAUUAAGGGUUGUUGGGCCUCUUGAGUCUUUUGUGCUUUUGCCUUUUAAAGUGGGAUUUACAACUGCUGCUGCCUGAAUUGUUAGUGUGAAGUUUAAUCAACACCUCUGACAGAUUCUGCUACAAACAUCCUUUGUAUUUUAAGACUUUGGUCAACAGUGGCUUAUCUAAUCUUCCGUCUUUAUCUGUGGGUUUGAAGUGAUGGCAUGUCUUACUAAAUGCACACCUUGCUCUCCUGCCUUCAAUCAAUAUAUCCAGCUUCACUUUUGAUAAACAAAUAAAUGAUGAAUUUAAA